Molecule: messenger RNA, 505 nt
Organism: Gadus chalcogrammus (walleye pollock)
Lineage: Eukaryota; Metazoa; Chordata; Actinopteri; Gadiformes; Gadidae
Gene: atp5pf
Product: ATP synthase peripheral stalk subunit F6
Exons: 4
Coding region: 108-440 (110 amino acids)
Biological process (GO): proton motive force-driven ATP synthesis
Molecular function (GO): proton transmembrane transporter activity
Source: RefSeq, a predicted model, not a curated record
ACCUGUGGCAAGGUGACGCCCUUGAACACUCACAGCAGCCUACGAUUUCCCACAACCACCCGCGGUAAAUCACAUUUGGAUUUCUGCUCAAAGUGUCAAACCCAAGAAUGGCUCUUCACAGGUUGUUCCAGCUGACGUCCCUCCUCCGCUCGGCGGUGUCCGUGACCCUGCGGAGGAACGUCGGUCUGUCCGCGGUGGUCUUCAACCGGGCGGCCGCCAGCGACCUGGACCCCGUCCAGAAGCUGUUCGUGGACAAGAUCCGCGACUACAGAACCAAGAGCAAGUCCGCUGCUGGGGGCGUGGUCGACGGAGGCGCGGCCUACGAGAAGUCCGUGUCCGAGGAGAUGACCAAACUGCAGAGGCUGUACGGCGGGGGAGACCUCGUCAAGUUCCCCGACUUCAAAUUCCAAGAUCCCAAAUACGACGAAGUGGCCAAGUAAAUCUAUCUACGUUGUGUGUCUAAGUCACCCAUAUGUUGUAUUUAAUAAACGGUGUUGAACUGAAA